AUGUCGGAUCCAACUUUACUUCUGAGAGAAAUUAUAAAAAAACGUCCAGGUGAAGACAACUCUUAUGCCGAGAUACAGCAACUUAUUAGACGAGGUGCUGAUAUUCGAGGUUCGAUGAGUGAUGGAAAAUCAAUGAUCGAGAGUGUUAUCGAAGAAGAAACUCAAAUGCCGAAAACAUCUCUCAAAGCUAAAAACUGUCGACGGGUGAUAGAAUUGUUGCAACAAACGGCAUCUGAACUUUUGUCAGAGAUGGUUUUAUCAGGCAGUGGUGAUAUUCAUAGAAUGAAAGGUUUGGUCACAUUACGGGCAAACUGUCAACAGGAACAAAAAUAUGGAUCAUUAGGUUUGUUAGGAGAAUUACUAAGUCAGAGCGCACACGACAUUCGACUCGAUGUCGUUCAGUUUCUUCUCGAAACUGAUAAGAAUGCUAAGUUUGUUCUAACUAAAGAAGAUGAUCGUCAACAAACAUGUUUAUCUCUUUCAAAAAAUAAUCAAAGAUCUACUAUAGAUGUUACAAACUAUUUACAACAGCAGCUUGAUAUGUUACUAAAUAAAAUUCCGUUCACGCAUCCUCAAAUAGAUGUCAAUGAAGUGGUUAGUUGGAUUCGACUGGGAGCGAAUCCAAAAACAACAGAUGAACUUGGAAAUACUGUUUUUUUAAAUGCCGUUCUCUCAAACAAUGUUGAUCUUGUCCCAGUUCUGAUAGCUAAUGGUUCUGACAUAAGCCAUAAGAAUACAUCCGAUAAGACUCCGCUUCAAGUGGCUGAAGAAAUGAUACCGAGAAAUGCUCGCUUGAUCGCUACUCUAUUCGAACAGAGUGUCAACAAUGAAUUCAAAGAAUUGAUUCGAAGCAAACGAUCCCGUUUAAAAAUACAAGACGUUUAUUCUUUAUUACAGAAAGGAGCCAAUAUUAAUGCCCGAGUUAGUAAUAACAACUCAUUUCUUCAUUAUCUAAUUACUCAUGAUGGUACACCUGAGAUGUUGACAACGUUCGUUAAUGAAUUCAACGCCGAUUUAUUAGCAACGAAUAAUCAAAAACGUCGACCCAUUGAACUCUACAUUGAAGACGAGAAGAGAUCACCAAACGUUCUUCGUACUUUUCUAAAAUUGGAAAAAGUAUCAACAAAUGUAUUCUUCAACCAUAUAACGCAACAAACUCUAUAUGAUUUUGCAAACGAACGCAACAAACGCGAAUAUGCUGAUUUAAUUGAAAAAGAAUUAAACAGACGCUUAUGGAUUUAUGCUAUACAUGCCAGUACUACUGAUGAUCAAAAUAAAAACUUACGUAACGGGAUAAAAAAGCUUGUCGACUACGGAGCACAAAUUAAUCAUUUAAAUAAUGACAAUGAUCUAUACAAGGGUUGGUCAGUUUUACAUUUUGCAUGUAAAACAACAACGAAAUCAUUCGUCGAGUACCUUAUUCGAGAUUUAAAAGCGAACUGUGAAUUAAAAAAUGUCAACGAUGAUCGCCCUAUAUCCAUUGCAGCUGAGUAUGGCCAAAUUGAGAUCGUUCAAUUCCUGAGAGAAUAUGCAGAUGUUAAGUUGAAUGUCUCCAAUAAAAAUGCCGAUACUCCAUUGCAUUUAGCAGCAAAAAAAUGUCAUUAUCGCAUCGUUCGAUAUUUAGUCUUGUGGGGUGCCGACGAAGCAGCUCAAAAUUUAUCGAAACAAACACCACUUAUUUUAGCACAAAAAUCUGAGACGACAACAAAACAAGGUGAAAUUGAAAAAAAGAAAACUGUUGAGUUUCUGAAUGAACUAGUUUUUUCCAGAGUUGACGGUAAUGAAGAAGAAAGUACCACACGAAGUCCACGGGCGUUCGAUACAGAGACUUGUGAAUUAAUAAGACACAUUAACCUUGUUGAAAAACGUCGAUCUGUACAGGAAAGUAGGAGAGAAAAUGGAAACGAACGGUCUAGUUUUCUUAAACGUGAUCCGAACAAUGAGCUGUUCACUGCUGCCAGGAAUGGAAAUGUUUCGCUAGCUAGACAAGCAUUAGAUGAUGGUGCUGAUAUUUGUCAUCGUCAAAAUGAAAAGAGUCCUUAUAAAGUGGCAAUAAAGUCAAACGAAGAAUAUACAACGAAAUCAAACUUGGAAUCAAUGAAUAGCAAUGAUCGAUGGAAGUUUCGUACAAUGGCACAAGGUUGUCAACGGAUUGGUGAUGACCUUCUUCAGCUUGCACAAACACAACUUACAGAAUCAAUUAAACAAGCAAAUUUUUCUCUUAUGAUGGCGUAUCAUGAUACUGAAAUACCAAUAACACCUGAAUUACUAUACCUAGCCUGUACAUCGUCCGAUAAUGUUCUAAUUGUCGACUAUCUUGUUCAGAAUAAUGAUAACGUCUACGAAGCUAUGUAUAAUUAUACUACAGCUGAUUCACCAUAUCAACUUGCCAAAAAAAAACAAUUCCAUAAUGUUGCUUCGUAUAUAAAAUAUCAGUUGUCACUUGAUUGUACGGAAGCUAUUAAGGAGAAUGACUUAGAACUUGUGAAACAACUAAUUCGUGCAGGUGCAAAUGUUGAUCUAAUCGACACAAGUAAUCUAUCCGUAGCGUUACAUCAUGAAAAUAUUGAAUUAAUUAAAAUUCUUUGUGAAAACGGAGCGAAAAUACCUGAUGAAUGGCUUGAAUCAGAUCAUUUGGCGCUUAAAAACGAUAUUAAGAAACAAAUGAAACCCGAUGUAGCACUAAUCAUUACUCGCAAUUUGACUGAUCGCAAUCUUCGUCUGGCUGCUGCAUCUGGAGAUUUUAAAUUACUUACCAAAUGUCAACGACUUGGAGCUGAUAUCAAAUCAAAAAAUUGUCAUGGUUCAACGGCGCUUUUAUGUGCAAUUCAACAUGGAAAUUAUUUUCGUAUUGUGUUUUCGCUUGUAUCACGUGGUGCAACUUUGUUACAUUGUAAUGAAAACCAACCUAUAUCACUCAUAGAAAUGUGUCAUCAGAAAAAUUAUAAAAAGAUAGGAAAAUAUUUAAAAAAACAGCUCAAUAAACAGUUUGCUACUGCUAUAUUUGAUAAUGAUAAAGAAAGCGCAGCAGCUUUCGAAGGUCUCGGUGCCGAUUUCAACUAUAUAGAUAUACAAGAGCGAACCCCAUUGCAUUAUGCAGUAGAAUACCAUACCAAAGAUCUUGUCUCAUGGCUUUGUGAACGUGGAAGUGAUCCAAUGAUACAUGAUGGUAAUGGUGAUUAUCCAAUUACUCUUGCAGCUGAAAAAGGUGAUUUUGCUAUUGUCGAAUUUCUUGCAACUAAGUAUCCGGCAACAAAACAGAAAAAGAACAGAGCAGGUGGAACAGCUCUUCAAAUAGCACAAAAACAAGGAUUCAAACGUAUUGCUCAAGUACUACAAAUCAAUGAAGUUUCUGAAAAUUCUAAAUCGAUUGAUUUAAAAAUAACUACUAUACCCAAACAUAGCCGUCAGGUACUUGUUGGUGCCUGUGAAAACGGUCGAGCAAAAAUUAUUCAAGAAUUUUGCAUGGAAUGUUAUGAGUCUAGAGAGGAGAAAAGACAGUUAUGCUGCGAACUCAUUGAAAUCGCUAAGACAUGUAAUCAAGGGGAAAUAGUCGACAUUCUUCAAAUUCAUCAUGAUCAAAAUUUAAAAAAGGAUAUACCUUCUAAUAUACAAUUUGACAAAAUAGUAAUGCUUAAUGACGAAUACAGGGCAAUGCUACACGGACUUUUGGUGGGUUUGAAUACAGUGAUAACUGGAAUGUUUGCUGAUCUUGAUCCUGCCGACCCUAAUACGUAUGUAGAUCUCUUUUCAAACUUGAAUUUAAAUGUACAAAAACAAUCUCAAGAGCUUGUAAACGCAAAUACGGAUGAUGAAAUUCGCAAACUAAUUCAAAAAGAUUUGAAUUAUUCCAAUGAAAAAUUAACGAAAAUUGAGAAACAAUUAUAUGAAUUACAAAAAAAUAAUCAAAUGGUAAUAAAAAUUGUGGAAGAAAACGACGAACGUUUGAAUAAUAUGCCAGAUUUAUCUGCUAUCGAAAGAAAGAAAAUUUUUGAUGAACAAGAAAUACAAAGAAACAAACUUGCUAUGUAUGAAUGUUCAAUGGAUCUGUUUCUUCGGGAAAGAGAAAAUCUAGAAAAAAAGCAAAAAACCAUUAAAUUUAUUAAAGAUAACUCCAAUUUAUUUCUAUUUUAUCGAACAGUUGAAAAUCGAUUACAAGCAUUAUUCACUAGUGUUCUAGCAGCUCAAGGUGGCUACUUGCAAUCUACUACUAAGAAAUCAUUGAAAUUAACAGCGGCAAAAGUAGCCCCACAUGCUCUAAUCAAAGCGAUAGAUUUUGGAAGAAAAAAAAUCGACUUGUUAUCAGAUUUUUUGCCAGCCGGUAGCUUGUUGAAGCCUGCUACAUAUGUAACUGAUCAAAUUGUAUCAAAGCUCAAUAAAAAGCAACAGAAAAAGGAAUUUUACAAUAUCUCGGUAUUGGGCAAUUUUGAAGAACUUCAGUGUGCUGCGUCAGACACAGCUGCCCUUCUUACACUCUAUUACAAGCAACAAAUCGAAUCUAUUGAUACGCAGACAAGAAUCACAGGUAGUAACAUCUUUAACGAUCAAGUUUACUGGAUUAAAGAAGUUUUCUUAAAUGUCCGUCCUGAAAGCGAUACGGAAAAGGCUGUUGUGAUUGUCGCUGAAUAUAUCACAGCAUGUCUACUUGAUGCGCUCAAAACUGGUGGACAUAAAGAUAUCAUAUCAACUGUUCCCUUGUCUGAACAACUUUGGCUAUGUGCAGCUAAAUAUAACCCGAAAGAACAACGAAUAGCUGAUACUGUCGGAUUUACGGCUGGCAAACUACUAAUACCAAUAACCAUAGCGGCAUCCAAAACGAGGACUUAUGAAGUGCAGUUGCGGCACUUUAUUCGAUAUGUAUCAUUAAUUACCAACGAAGGUGCUAUUUAUCAAUAUCCAGUAUCACCAAAGGAUCUUCAAGACAAUAAAUAUCCAGAUUUAAACAUUUUUGGAUAUGUUUACUUAGCACCAUUUACUCCGGAUAAGAAGGUGGCCGACAUCAUUAUCGAAGAAAGACAUUUAGUUCCUGCUAAACAUAAUGCCAGAGGUGAUAUUCUAACAAAAUUCAAAGAUAUUAUAGACUUGAAAAAUGUCAUCCAAGUGGAGAACAUCGGUACUAAAUCAGCUGCUAAGUCACAAACAGCUUUUGAAGUAGCCCAGAUGCUUCGUGAUCAAAAGACCUUUGUACAUUCGGAUCAUCUCCAAGCUGAGCUGGAAAAAUCACGAAUUGAGAUUGAGAAUGAAAUCGCGAUUCUUAAGGCUGAUAUUACAGAAAACAUUAAAAUAUAUCAAGUAUCGAUCGAUGCAGACAAUGAACGUAUCAGACUUGAACUUUCUCAAACACAAAAGAUGUUAGUAGAACAAAAUGAGAGGCAGUUUAAUGUUGCGUUGAAUGAAUUGAAUGGACAGAUGCAAGAAAUAUUAAGGCAAUUAGAAUCUUUUGGAAAACAUACCAUAGAAAAAAUGCAGAAACAGCUAGAAGCUUCUAAUAAUCAUCAAAUUGAUCAAACUCAAAAACAGUUAGAAUCUUACAGUAAAAAACAAAUGAUAGACAUUCAAAAACAGUUGGUAUCCGAAAACAAACUUCAAGUACAAGAAAUUCAGAAACAAUUAGAAUCAUAUACUAAACUUCAAAUAGAGCAAACUCAAAAACAGUUAGAAAUCUACGCCAAAAACCAAAUACUUGAAACUCAAAAGCAAUUAGAAUCCCACAGCAAACUUCAUAUGAAAAAAUAUCAAAAACAACUAGCACAACAAAACAAACGUGAAAUGAAGGAAAUAACAAACCAUAUCGAAGCUGGAUUGCACAGUGCGAGAAUUACACGUGGAAGACGUGGAUCUACAUUACUAACUACUAGUUUUUAA
Molecule: messenger RNA, 5865 nt
Organism: Adineta steineri
Lineage: Eukaryota; Metazoa; Rotifera; Eurotatoria; Adinetida; Adinetidae
Source: the annotation of a GenBank genome assembly